AUGGUGGAGGACGGAGGCUGCCCCGGGAAGGGAAGGCAAGCUUUGUUUUUCUGUUUCCUUCUCUCGCUCUGGCCCUCUCUCUCCAGUGAUGGAUGGGCAGAUCGGCAUGACGUGACAGACGGGUAUCAUAAAGAGGCUGCUGGUGGAAUCACCAUCAAGCUUCAGUCUGCCUACGUCAACUGGUUUGAUGACUACUACCUGAACCUGCGCCCGGACAUCAACCUACGCAACCCUUGGUUCCCCGAGUUCUGGCAGCACCGCUUCCAGUGCCGGCUCAAGGGUCACCCCCUGGAGAACAGCAAAUACAACCGCACCUGCACCGAGAAAGAGUCCCUCCGUCAGCAGUACACCCAGGACACCAAGAUGGGCUUUGUGAUCAACGCCAUCUACUCCAUGGCCUACGGCCUGCACACCAUGCAGGGGGCGCUGUGUCCCGGGGCCGUGGGCCUGUGCCCUGCCAUGCGGCCCAUCGAUGGCCGGAAGCUUCUGGACUUCCUCAUGAAGACCAACUUCACCGGGGUGUCUGGAGAGGUCAUCCUGUUUGAUGAGAGGGGAGACUCCCCUGGGAGGUAUGAGAUCAUGAACUUCAAGCAAAUGAGCGAUGACGAGUACGACUACAUCCACGUGGGCAGCUGGGACAACAGGGGCCUGAGGAUGGAUGACGAGGAGAUCUGGAUGAACCAGAGUGCCAUCAUCACAUCAGUCUGCAGCGAGCCCUGCGAGAAGGCCCAGAUCAAGGUGAUCCGUAAAGGUGAGGUGAGCUGCUGCUGGACGUGUACGCCCUGUAAAGACAACGAGUACGUGUUUGACGAGUACACCUGCCGUGCCUGUGAGCUCGGGGACUGGCCCACAGACGACCUGAAAGGUUGCGAGCCCAUUCCUGUGCACUAUCUCCUCUGGAGCGACCCUGAGCCCAUUGCCGCCGUGGUGUUUGCCUGCCUGGGCCUGCUGGCCACCACCUUCGUGACGUCUAUCUUCAUCCGCUUCCACGACACGCCGGUGGUGAAGUCGUCGAGCCGCGAGCUGUGCUUCAUCAUCCUGGCGGGCAUCUGCCUGGGCUACCUGUGCACCUUCUGCCUGAUAGCCAAGCCCCACGUGGCCUACUGCUACCUGCAGCGCCUGGUCAUCGGCCUCUCCCCCGCCAUGAGCUACUCGGCCCUGGUCACCAAGACCAACCGCAUCGCCCGCAUCCUGGCCGGCAGCAAGAAGAAGAUCUGCACCAAGAAGCCGCGCUUCAUGAGCGCCUGUGCCCAGCUGGUCAUCGCCUUCAUCCUCAUCUUCCUCCAGCUGGCCAUCAUCGUGGCGCUCUUCAUCGUGGAGCCCCCGCGGGUCAUCCACGACUACCCCAGCAUCCGCGAGGUGAACCUGAUCUGCAACACCUCCACCCUGGGGGUGGUGACGCCGCUGGGCUACAACGGGCUGCUCAUCCUCAGCUGCACCUUCUACGCCUUCAAGACGCGCAACGUGCCGGCCAACUUCAACGAGGCCAAGUACAUCGCCUUCACCAUGUACACCACCUGCAUCAUCUGGCUGGCCUUCGUGCCCAUCUACUUCGGCUCCAACUACAAGAUCAUCACCAUGUGCUUCUCCGUCUCGCUGAGCGCCACGGUGGCUCUGGGAUGCAUGUUCGCGCCCAAGGUCUACAUCAUGCUGGCCAAGCCCGAGAGGAACGUGCGCAGCGCCUUCACCACGUCCACCGUCGUGCGGAUGCACGUGGGAGACGGGAAGGCGGCCGCUAACGCGCGCGGCUCCAGCAGUUUGGCCAAUCUGUUCAGACGCCGCAAGUCAGAGAACGAAGUCAGUUCUAAUGGGAAGUCUGUGACUUGGGCUGCAAACGAGCGAGGCUUCCGCCCCAACCUAUGGAAGCGCAUCUCCAUCCACAUCAAGAAGAAGGAGGAGGUCAACCAGACUGCCAUCAUCAAACCCUUCUCCAAGGACUGCGAGAUGUCGGGCGACGGGAGCAUGAAGAUGGCAAACAAGGGACAGCAGGGGGCACAGUGCCACCCAGUGGGCACCUACCGCCCCCGCACCCCGUCUCCGAUCCCCACCGUCUCCCAGCGUGCCUCUCUGCGGUCUCGCGAGGACGAGGAGGCAGCCGCGGCGGAGGAGGUAGAGCGGCAAGACCGGGUGGUGCCGCUGCCCUCGUACCUGAACGAGCGCCAGCAGCAUCCUCAGGCGCACCAUCAGCAUCAGCAUCAGCUGCAGCAGCAUCACCCUCAGCAUCCUCAGCAUCAGCAGCGGGUCGGCCCUCCGCCGCAGGGCUCCAUCAUGGACCAGAUCAGCUGCGUGGUGCACCGCUUCACGGCCAACAUCAGCGAGCUCAACAGCAUGAUGCUGCCCGGCAGCACCCCGUCGCCUGGCAACACCGCUGGCGUCCUGAGCGGCAUGCCCUCCUCGCCGUCGCCCUCCUUCCUCAUCCAGCACGAAAUGCAGCUGCCCGCCACCGUCACCACCUACGCGGAGGUCGUCGCCGUCAGCAAUGUCAACCCUCACGCCCUCGGCUGCGCAUUGGCCCCCGGGGGGGGCAGGUUGUCUCCUGCAAGGCUGAUGGGGGGCAGCAGCACCUUCAAGUCCCCCCCUGCGGUGAAGCCCCCCCCUGCGGUGAAGCCCCCGGAGCUGGAGGAGCUGGUGGCCCUCCAGCCCCCGUCCCCCUUCAGAGACUCGUCCCUGGGCUCGGGGUCCUCCACCUCCCUCGCCUCCCAGGCGGUCGUGGGCGAGCAACCUUCUCCGAACUACGACCGCCUAAUGCUGCGACACUACAGCCAGAGUUCCUCUUCGCUCUAAAGGGAACCUGAGACACAGUCUAUGAGAUAUGAUACAGACAAUGAGACGAGGAUGAGAUGUAUUAGAGACAAAGCGGCAGGGGAUUGGGGUGUGGGUGGGGUGGGGUUGGGGGUGGGGAUAUUUUGACUCUGGAAUAGAACUGGCCCUGAUCUGGCCCAGAUGUGCCUGCUGUCAGACUACAUUUCCCAGCAUUCAGCUCAGACUCUGCUGUAGCUGACUACUGCAGACACCACACACAGAUAAGCAGGGUGAGAGAGAAAUGUGUGAUGAGUGAUGAUGAGGAGGUGGUGAGUAUG
This is a messenger RNA of Clupea harengus (Atlantic herring), 3080 nucleotides long. It is a transcript of the gene grm5a, whose product is annotated as glutamate receptor, metabotropic 5a. The record is from RefSeq and is a predicted model, not a curated record. The transcript is spliced from 7 exons. Gene Ontology annotation, cellular component: membrane. Bases 1 to 2784 code for a protein of 927 amino acids. Gene Ontology annotation, biological process: G protein-coupled receptor signaling pathway. Lineage: Eukaryota; Metazoa; Chordata; Actinopteri; Clupeiformes; Clupeidae. Gene Ontology annotation, molecular function: G protein-coupled receptor activity.